AUGGAUUCGGCCGCCGAUUCCCUCCUUGCACUUUCGAACACGGUCGCGACCAUAGCGCCCGACCAUGAGCCGCUCUCGGAUGAUGACCGCUCUAGCAGUCUAAGCGAAUUGGACGAGAAUCUUGAAGAUGGCGAAGAGGAGGAAUUGGAAGCACAAAGACCAGGCGAUGUAGAUUCUGAGGCCGAGACUGAACGUCUGCAGGUCACCCCGGAUGGGCUGGUCAAAAAGAAGCCUUUCGAGGUUAGCCCUAGCAAGCUCGUCCAGAGAGAAGAUGUUGAUAUGAGACCGGAAAUUGAAAGCUUGACAGGCAGCCCCGUCUCGUCUCCAAUCUCGUCUCAUGCCGAUUCUGACCUCGAUGGCGAAUUGAGCGAUGUGCCAGAAGCCGAAGAUGAGGUCGAAGCUGAACCAGAGGCAGUCACCGUCAACUCGCCAAACAAACGCAAGCGAGAGGAGAGUGAUUCGGACCCUGACGCGGCGCCUCGUUCUCAAAGACGUAGGACAGGCUCAGUGGAAAGCCGGCAGGAGAAAUCCGAACCGGAGAGUGAGCCUGAAGAUAGCCGCAGGCCAAGUCGGGAACAAACACACGAGCCAGAAAUCGAAGCACGGGGCAACGAGGACGAGGAAGCUGAAGAGCCCGAGGAAGAGCCCAAAGAAGCCGAGAAAGUGGAGUCAAGUGAGGAUUCUAAAGGAAAGCCUAGGACUCGGCCUCGACGAAAGGCAAAAGGCGACGUAAUACAGGAGCCACAAGCCGAUGAAGAAGAGGAACCAGAAGGGGCAGAGGAGAGUGAGGCUGUGGACGAAAACGAUGCCGAGGCAGCAGCAAAGAGCGAAGAGGAACAAGCGAGAAGAAUGGCUGCCAUGGAAGCAUUGACAUCACUAGAGAAGCAUUUUGCGGCUCUCCGAGAUCGUCUAUACGAUGAAAAGAUUGCAGCCAUAAACCAUGAGUUAGCGUUGUUGCAAGAAGCACGGCCAUCACACCCUGAACUAAUCCGACAAGUGGAAGCCGUUCAGAAAUACCGGGAUGAGAAGUUUGAGGUUGAACAAAAGCUUUUGGUGUACAAGGUCGGCGCUUUGAAGAACAAGGCUGUUGCAGACCGAAGUCAAAUCCACAGUCAGUAUUUCCAGACUGUCCGAGAUAUUCGAGAACGAUUCCUCGAACGGAUCAGCGAGCACUUCUAUCGGAUUCAACGGGACAGAUUUAAGGCCGAUUCAACAGUACCGAGUUUUACUAUCCCCUUCCCUGAAAAGCGGUCGCAACAGAUCAUUCAACAGACUGCCUACAACAAGGAGGUAUCAAUAUUAUCGGGUGUCGCCAAAUACGUGGGCUUCCCUGCAGCUCCAGAACUGGCUCCUUCUAAGCAGAAGGACAUUCAAGACGACAUGGCAAAAAUGGGGAUUUCAGCUUCUCAGAUCCAGCCCAUCAGAGCGACACGGCCAGUACAGAGCACAGCUAUUGCACAAAUAUCUGCACCUCAGGCAGAAGAACAGUUUCUAGAACAAACGCCGUGGGCUAACCCACAACAUCCUAUCCACAGACUCAGUCGACAGAACUCAAAUCGAUCCCCGAUGAACGAGUUCCUCACACCAGCACAUCAGCAACGCACUACAGAGGCAACACAGCCACAUGGAUCAGCCUCUACCAUCGCUGAUCCGUCAGCACAGAUCUCGUCAGCCAUCAAUACACCCCACGACGGCCCGAGUAGUGCUACACAUAUAGAUCACCAAGCUGGUUCUUCUUCGAACCACAAUUAUCGCCUACAUUCGGCCUCACCCCUCGGCACACGCGACAUGCAAACAAAGGACUCCAUUCGAGAUAUCGGCUCGUCGCCUUUGAACUCUAGAGCGCAAGGAUCGUCGCCUCGAACGGGGUCAACUCGACCUGAUACGAGAAUGUUGGGGGUAAACAAUGACUCGCCAUUCAAGUCCAAAGAUGCAGGAGCGACAGCUAUAACGGCUGGAUCGGGGUUUGGAGGGACAGGGAGAUUUAGGGUGUAG
Messenger RNA from Exophiala spinifera, 1995 nucleotides. RefSeq lists its product as uncharacterized. Gene Ontology annotation, molecular function: histone deacetylase binding. NCBI's taxonomy places the organism in Eukaryota, Fungi, Ascomycota, Eurotiomycetes, Chaetothyriales, Herpotrichiellaceae. Bases 1 to 1995 code for a protein of 664 amino acids. Gene Ontology annotation, biological process: negative regulation of transcription by RNA polymerase II. The transcript is spliced from 2 exons. The record is from RefSeq and is a predicted model, not a curated record. Gene Ontology annotation, cellular component: Sin3-type complex.